This is a messenger RNA of Hyphopichia burtonii NRRL Y-1933, 1496 nucleotides long. RefSeq names its product LIP-domain-containing protein. Gene Ontology annotation, biological process: lipid catabolic process. The transcript has a single exon. The record is from RefSeq and is a predicted model, not a curated record. Gene Ontology annotation, molecular function: triacylglycerol lipase activity. Bases 16 to 1428 code for a protein of 470 amino acids. NCBI's taxonomy places the organism in Eukaryota, Fungi, Ascomycota, Pichiomycetes, Serinales, Debaryomycetaceae.
UUUUAUUAAACCAAAAUGUUAGUCGAAAAUUGGUUAACUUCGAUAGUAUUGAUUUUCAGCUUAUGGUUUAAUCAAGUAAAUGGUUUACUCCAGCCUCUGAAAGAUGAUUUUUAUACUGAACCAUCCAAUAUCUCAGCUUAUAAACCGGGGGAAGUAAUUAGAAAAAGGUCAAUGCCCCAAGAACUUUCUCCUUAUUAUCCAGCUUCUUCCAGAAAAGUAUAUCAAAUUGUUUAUUGUUCCCAAGAUUCUUUUGGUAAAGCAGCUGCUUAUGUUGCUACCGUUUUUGAGCCAGAUAAUAAUCCAGACCCUUCAAAGCUUCUUGCUUACCAGGCCAUUGAAGAUGCUGCAGAUCCUGAUUGUGCUCCAUCGUAUACUUUCGCUGCUAAUACCACUUGGGUUAAUUCAAAUGGUAAAUUUGAGUUAUUAUACAUUGAACAUGCUCUACAACAAGGUUAUUACGUUGUUGCACCUGAUUAUGAAGGGUUAAAUAAUGCAUUUUGUGCCAAUAAAAAAACUGGUUAUGCAACUCUUGAUAGUAUUAGAGCAGCUAAAAACUUUGAUGGAACAAAAAUUGAUCAAAAUUGUAGUAUUGUUACUUGGGGAUAUUCUGGGGGUUCUAUUCCUGGAUUAUGGAGUUCAGUUUUGGCUGAAUCUUACGCCCCUGAAUUAAAUAUCAUUGGUGCUGCAAUUGGAGGAGCGGUACAAAAUACUACCUCUGUUGCCCUUGCAGUUGAUGGUACUUAUAAUGCUGGUAUUGCAGCAUUAGCCAUUAAAGGAAUGAUGAAUGAAUACCCUGAUAUGGAAGAUUACAUUUAUAAUGAAGCAUUAAGAAAAGAUAAAAUUGCAGAUUUCAAUAGAACGUCCGAAGUUUGUUUAUUAUCGUCUAUGAUCGUAUUUUAUAAUGAUAAUUUCUUUGGCAGCGGUAAUGAUUCAUAUUUUAAAGAAGGGGUUAAAGCAUUAACAGGUGGCCCAGUUAAAAGAAUCACCGAAGAAAAUGCAAUUGAUCUUGAAAAUGACCCAUUACCAAAAUUUCCAAUUUUCCUUUACAGCGGUAAACAUGAUAUUGAAGCACCAUUAGAGCAAAAUGCUGAGUUAAUUUAUGAAAUUUGGUCUGAAAGAAAUAUUAAUUCUUUAGAAUUUGAACUUGAUUCAAUUGCAAAUCACGAAGCUGGACUUUACUUAGGAGGACCUGCAGCAUUUGCCUGGAUCGAAAAUGUUUUCAAUAAAGGACCAGUUGUUAAAGGGUCUGAGAAGAAAGAGAGAUUAACAAGUUUACUUUACCCUGGGGUUGACCAUAAUAUUGUUAAAUUGACCUACCAGGCAUUGCAACAAAUUCAAAGGAGUGGCUUACCGGAUAUUUUAUCUGAACUUGAAGGUAGUCUCAUUGGUAACAUACAACAAGCUAUGAAAGUUAUUAACUUACUCUAAUUUAAUUCCCCGAUAUCUCUUCAAUUCUAUUUAUUUAUAUAUGUAUUAUUAAUAAAUCUACAUUCAGU